AUGCUUGGCAAGAAGGACAAGAUAAAGUUUGCACCUGUGCAGGAGGUCAAAUCUGAAAAGGACUAUAGCAUCGUUAAUGACAUCGAGCAGCUAGAAUGGUACGUGAAGUCAAAAAGCAAGUCGGCGGGCAGAAGUCACAGUUUCAUGAAAGCGGUGAAGAAAUCGGUGGAGACGAAUAUUGAGACGCAGACAGUGUAUUUCACGGAUCUGGCAAGCGGCAGAUGUGGCUUCAUACAGGUCUUGUACUCGAGUGUCAUGGGAGGGAUCUAUAAAGGCUUUCAGCUGAACUUCAAGAUAUUUCGCAGUCGUGACGUUGGCAAAGAUGAGGAAAACAUUGAUAUAUGGGAAAGUUUCAAAUUGGGCGAUAUUCAGGAGUUUGAGGGGCUUAAAUUUGUGUCUCCAGAGUUGAACUUUGAAUUUAUACCAGCUUCGCAUGAUGAUGAAGUCAUAGCUACACUGAAAAUAGAUGUUAAUAUGCCGCAAAAUGGCUCCGACAAGCCAAGCUUGAAAAUUGAUCUAAUGAUUGAUCUUUACCAAGGGUUCACGAUUAAUCCGAACGGAUGCAAUUAUUACUUGGAAAAAGGCAUCAGCAAGGAAGAGCUAAAACAAAGGAAAUUUCAAUCGAAACGAGUGUUAAGACAUCUUUUUGUACCAAGAGUUAAAUGCCACGGGUCUAUUGAGUAUAAGAGCAAGGCUGGAGCGACAGUCAUUCUGGACUUGAUAGGGGUACCCGGUUCAUAUAUAGAUGCCGUGCAGGGAUUGCCGCCCAAUAAAGCGGCUAGAGCAUGGAAUUUUCUUUGUUAUCAAGAUGCGAAGCGUUCACUCAUUUGCAUGGAAUUUACUACUACUGAGGAGUAUAAUGCUACAACGGUUACGAUAUGGUGUUCAACGAAUGAUCACAAAAUUGAAACUGUUGGGUCAAGUAUAAAUAAUGUCCCCGUGAAAUUUGGUGCUACAAGAAAGGAUGAUCUCAACGGUUGGUCAUAUCCGACAGGUAUUAACUUUCCAUUGGAUUUUAGCGAAGAUAAAUUACGAUUGGUCAACAGAUAUGAUAUCAUGGGAGAGCUACCGUACAUUGUUAAAUCAUUGGCAGAAAAUGUUGCAAAAAUUAAACCAUUCAUUUAUCAGUAUUGUCAAGAUUCGAAUUACAAAGAUGGCAAAGGUAUAUCAAUUGUAGAGAGUACUUUUAUUUCAUGA
This is a messenger RNA of Zygotorulaspora mrakii, 1197 nucleotides long. RefSeq names its product survival factor 1 family protein. NCBI's taxonomy places the organism in Eukaryota, Fungi, Ascomycota, Saccharomycetes, Saccharomycetales, Saccharomycetaceae. The coding region runs from base 1 to 1197 and encodes 398 amino acids. The record is from RefSeq and is a predicted model, not a curated record. The transcript has a single exon. Gene Ontology annotation, biological process: response to oxidative stress. Gene Ontology annotation, cellular component: cytoplasm.